CUUAGCCUCAAACGUGUAGCGUUCCGUACAAUGUGGCUGUCGGCAGAGGAUUAUCCACUGCUUCUUGGGUCAGCAGAUCUAGGUGUCUGUUUGCACACUUCGUCAUCAGGGCUGGAUCUACCCAUGAAGGUUGUGGAUAUGUUUGGCUGUGGGCUACCCGUUUGUGCUGUUUCAUAUUCUUGCAUAAAGGAGCUGGUGGAUGUUAACAAGAAUGGACUCCUUUUUUCAUCAUCUUCAGAACUGGCUGAUGAACUCAUGAUGCUGUUCGAGGGUUUUCCUGAGAGAUGUGAUGGUUUGAAGUCGAUGAGAUCAAACUUGAUGGGUAGGGUAUCUUCAGUUAGGUGGGAAACAGAAUGGGAAGAAAAUGCCAAGCCCUUAAUCAAUGAGGUUAUUUCUGAACGCACUCGCUGAAAUGUGAAAGAUGAAUCAAAGAAAUAUUGGUUGUACAGGUGACCUUCUAUCAAGUUUUUGUGUACACUCAAAGAAGCAGUCAAGAAUUAUCAUUUUUCAUUGGCUUCAACAGGAAAAUUGUGCUUGUUGUAGACUGGUCUUAAAAUAAAAAUUAUCCUUAGUGAAAUCUGAUACAUUCCAUCUUAAAAUGUCUGUACCGACCCCAGACAAGUGUGUGUGAAGCUUGUGCUGUAAUAGUAAUUGGAAAGGAGUAUGCUUGAAAUCAUUUUUGGUUUUCGACUGAAUUUUC
Salvia miltiorrhiza (redroot sage) is the source of this 700-nucleotide messenger RNA. Its product is annotated as UDP-glycosyltransferase TURAN-like. The coding region runs from base 31 to 411 and encodes 126 amino acids. Gene Ontology annotation, molecular function: mannosyltransferase activity. The transcript is spliced from 6 exons. Gene Ontology annotation, cellular component: endoplasmic reticulum. The record is from RefSeq and is a predicted model, not a curated record. Lineage: Eukaryota; Viridiplantae; Streptophyta; Magnoliopsida; Lamiales; Lamiaceae.